Molecule: messenger RNA, 2064 nt
Organism: Maylandia zebra (zebra mbuna)
Lineage: Eukaryota; Metazoa; Chordata; Actinopteri; Cichliformes; Cichlidae
Gene: pde9ac
Product: phosphodiesterase 9ac
Biological process (GO): signal transduction
Molecular function (GO): 3',5'-cyclic-nucleotide phosphodiesterase activity
Source: RefSeq, a predicted model, not a curated record
UCUGCAUGUGAGUCAGCUGCAUCCUCAGCACCUGGGUCAUUACUUCCAGCCUCCGCACGGGAAGCUUCACUAACGCUAAAUACCCUGGUGGUUCCCAGGUUUGUCAGGACUCCAACACAGAAUAUCUGUGGGUGUGUAAGAGAGGAGAGGGAGGCCAAUAUGGGUUCCAGCUCUUCCUCCUAUGCCCCCAAAACUAUUUACCUGGAUGUGGAUGGAAAGGUGCAGAAGGUGGUGUUCAGCCAGCAUUGCAGCCCAUGUGACAUCAAGGAACUUCUGUGUUCAUCAUCUAACAUUCCCAGGAACACUGCCAUUAUGAUGGUGGAUCAAGAGGGUGCCUUGGUCUCCAUCGAUCCAACCAUGCCUACCAACUCUCCAAACUCUUUGUACAAAGUUGUUCCACUGUCUACUCCUCAGCUCGGAGAGAAGGAGGACAUGUUUCAGAACGUGCUGUCCCAAGUCGCUGAGCAGUUCAGCAGAGCCUUUCGCAUCAAUGAGUUAAAGACUGAGGUCACCAACAGGAUAGCCAUGUUGGAAAAGAGGGUAGAGUUGGAGGGCUUGAAAGUAGUGGAGAUUGAGAAGUGUAAAAAUGAACUGAAGAAGCUUCGAGACGAAAUGACUUCAAGAGGUGGUGGCAGGGUAAAUUGUCCAUGUAAGUACAACUUCUCUGAUGAUGGGAAGAAGGUCACUCCAAGACGAGAUGUCCCCAGUUACCCAAAGUACACGCUCUCUCAGGAGACUAUUGAGGCGCUGAAGAAGCCAACGUUCGAUGUAUGGCACUGGGAACACAACGAGAUGCUGAGCUGUUUGGAGUACAUGUACCAUGACUUGGGACUGGUGAAGGAAUUUAACAUGAACCCCAUCACCCUGAAACGCUGGCUGCUGGCAGUUCAGGAGAACUACCGUAACAACCCUUUCCACAACUUUCGUCACUGCUUCUGUGUUAGUCAGAUGAUGUAUGGCAUGAUUCAUCUCUGCAAUCUGCAGGAGAAGUUGACGCUCACAGAUAUGGGCAUUUUAAUGACAGCUGCAGUGUGUCACGACCUGGACCACCCGGGCUACAACAACACGUACCAAAUCAAUGCACGCACAGAGCUGGCAGUACGCUACAACGACAUCUCUCCGCUGGAGAACCAUCACUGUGCCGUGGCUUUCCAGAUCCUCUCUCUUCCCGAGUGCAAUAUCUUUGCGAAUGUAGAUCCCGAAGCAUUCAAACAGAUCCGAAAGGCAAUUAUCGCCCUCAUUCUGGCCACCGAUAUGGCUAGACACGGAGAGAUACUAGAGGCUUUUAAGCAAAAAGUGGACAACUUUGACUUCACCAAUGAAGAGCAUGUGACAUGCCUGAAGAUGCUUUUGAUCAAGUGCUGUGAUAUUUCCAAUGAGGUGAGGCCAACUGAGGUUGCUGAACCGUGGGUGGACUGUCUACUUGAGGAGUACUUUAUGCAGAGUGACAGGGAGAAAUCUGAGGGUCUCCCCGUCGCUCCCUUCAUGGACAGGGAUAAAGUUACCAAACCCACAGCUCAAAUUGGAUUCAUCAAGUUUGUCCUUAUUCCAAUGUUUGAGACUGUCAUGAAGCUUUUCCCUCAGAUUGAAGAACUAAUGGUUCAGCCUUUGAGAGACUCUCGUGACCACUAUGAGGAACUGAAGCAGAUUGAUGAUGCUAUGACAGAGGGAUCAUCUUUUAUGAUCACAUUCAGGACAGACUUAAAAAAGUGUGAGUGAGGCUCCAGUGAAGACAUCCAGCACUAUGUUCCGAAGAUGACAGAUCUGCUUCGUUACACUGCUUCGUUACACUCUGGACUAAAAUUAGGCAUCAAGGUGACAUAUCUUGAACUUUGACUUCUGCACUGGAGGUUAAAGAGCAGGACCUGCUAAUGUUUUUGUAUAUUUAUGGACUUUAUGUUGCUGGCCCUAGUCAUUUUCAUAGUGUCGAUCAUUUUGAACGUACAAUUUCUCCAAAGGCAAGCUUAAAGCAUUAUUUUAAGAUUCAUUUUGAAGUAGUUUACCAAUAAUUUUUUUUUAACCAAAAUAAAAAUGUUUUCUUUUUUCCCUAAAUUCUGGAGUAGG